AGCGUAACCACAUCCACCCCAAAUCACAUCUCCCUUCCCCAUGAACCUCAAACUCGCUGGUGCCCUCCUCGUCGCCGCCUCUGCAGCACCUGCUGCCGUCGGUGGUCCUAUUGCCUACGGCAUUUGUCAGACUGGCUGCAAUGGUCUAGCUGUAGCCUGCUAUGCCGGCGCCGGCUUCACAUUCGGAGUGACGAUUAUAGGUGGCCCCCCGGCUGUCAUAGCCUGCAAUGUCGCCUUAGGUACAUGCAUGGCUGGAUGUGCCACUGUGGCAUUGUUCGCUCCGACGCCGUGAAGGGGGCAUCUCGAGAGAAAGACCAAUGAUGAAGAGCCUGAUGGCUUCCGUGUAU
This is a messenger RNA of Coniophora puteana RWD-64-598 SS2, 347 nucleotides long. RefSeq lists its product as uncharacterized. NCBI's taxonomy places the organism in Eukaryota, Fungi, Basidiomycota, Agaricomycetes, Boletales, Coniophoraceae. Bases 41 to 292 code for a protein of 83 amino acids. The transcript has 3 exons. The record is from RefSeq and is a predicted model, not a curated record.